CUUCGAGCCAAUAGGGCGCAGUUCCUGUUCAAGCUGUUAAGGUUUGGAUUUUGACGGUACGUUUUUAUUCGGGCCUCCAGUGUUGGUGCGGAUCUUCUGUGUGAAAAGAAACGCCUCAGUCUGUUACGACGACAAAGCCGCCGGGGUCCAACUGCCGCUGGUAGAGAACAGACUGGAGACCGACUACACACACGGGGCUCUGUAGUUUUGUCUGAGAUUGUUUCCACACAGACAUGGGAGAGCCCAAGUCACCACACUUUGCUUCCAUACAUGAAGAGUUGCAUUACUGGAAGGAAUUGGCAGCAAAGCAUCAGCAAAGGGUGGAAGAGGUCCAAGAGGAAUUACAAGAGUUCCAACAGAUGAGUCGCGAUUAUGAGGCAGAGCUGGAAACUGAGCUCAAGCAGUGUGAGGCUAGGAACCGUGAGCUACUGUCCCAAAACAACCGUCUGCGCAUGGAGCUGGAGAGCUACAAGGAAAAAUUUGAGAGCCAGCAUUCAGAAGCUUUCAGACAGAUCUCCACCUUGGAAGGAGACCUGGCUGAGACUAAAGCUGUUAGGGACCAUCUGCAGAAAUACAUCAGGGAACUGGAGCAGGCAAAUGAUGACCUCGAGAGAGCCAAAAGGGCCACAAUUAUGUCACUGGAGGAUUUUGAGCAGAGGAUGAACCAUGUAAUUGAGAGGAAUGCCUUUCUGGAGAGCGAGCUGGAUGAGAAGGAGAAUUUGCUGGUGUCUGUGCAGCGGCUGAAGGAUGAAGCCAGAGACCUGCGUCAAGAAUUGGCAGUGCAGCAGAAGCAGGACCGCCGACCAUCGCUCAGCAUGUCCAAGGAUACGGAUAAGAGUGAAGCACUGUUGCGGGCUCCCUCCACCCCUUCUGGACCGCAUGGCUCUGCUAAUGCCUUCGCCACCCCUCCAGCCUCCUAUCGUAGAGGUGACGGCUUGGCCGGCACUCCUCUCACCACAUCUGCACGGAUAUCUGCACUCAAUAUUGUGGGAGAGCUGCUGAGGAAAGUUGGGAACCUGGAGUCAAAGCUUGCCUCCUGUCGAGAAUUUGUGUACGACCAGUCGCCAGGGCGUGUGGCUCUUGCUACCAGCCCAGGUGUAGCAUCCAUUCCCCGAGAGGUUCCAGAGAGUCAGUCCAGCCCUAGCAGCCUGCCUCUGUUUGAAAAGGGCUUGGUGAAGCGAUUGGACUUUGGACCGGCGCCCUCCAGUGUUGCUUCUCAGUCAGCACAGUCUCCUCAGGGUGUGGUAAAGAUUCUGCUUUGAGAGCACAAAUACCGAACGCUGCUUCCGAAGAGAUAUGCUGCAUUGCUCCCCCACCAGGCCUGUCAGUAUUCAGAAUUUUGCCUCGAUCACAAUGUAGCUUGACUGAUCCCUGUUCUCCGAGGUCAUGGGUUCUACACCCUAGGAUUACUAAGAACACUCGGAUAUAGUGGACUAUAUGAAUUAAAAUGGGAGAAGCUAAGAAUCCACCACCUGGCAAUAAUCCACUAUUCUCUCCUUCUCAUGGUAGCUCCCUAGGUUCCCCUCAUAGCUGUCCUUCUGUAAGUAGUGGAGUGGAGCCUUUUUGCUUUUGCCGUUGCUGCCUUUUACAAUGCUUUGUACAGUCCCAUUCCUUUCACAUUUAGGUUAGACUUUCCAUACUCUGAAUCUUAAUUGCUGUCAAAAUUCAGAUGCAACUUAUGUUCACUGUGCUUCCAUUUGGUUAACAAUCAACAAUAUCAAAAUGUGUAAAGGAGAUGCUCAAGCUCUUUUUUUUUUUUUUUUUUUUUUUUUAAACGGGGGGCAGUUGUCUUCUGCUGGGCAGGACAGGCACACCAAAGAUGUAGUAAACAUGGUGUAUUUGUGUUUGUAUGCUUCUGCCUACCAAGGGGAACGUCCUUGCUUUUAUUUUGUUGAGGUACAUACUGCAUACCAAAACACUUGUAACAAUGUAAUUUGGGGAAAUGACAAGAAGUGUCAUUGUUAAUGCCUGACUUUCUAAUUUCACCUCAGUAAUGUGAACCUAAAUUUGCUUGUCAAGGCUGCUGUUAGAAUGUUUCUUAUGCAUGUCACCUACUUUACUAUUGUAAACAGUCAUGGGGCCAACACUGGUAUUGGGUGGGGGGGAAGAAAUGUAUAAUUUUUUUUGAGGACAGUAAAGGUUUUGUUUUACUAACUUUGAAUCAAAUGAAAACAUUUUGUUCUGUAAAUAUUAAAACUGUUUGGUGAUCCUACUGUAAUGAACAUGUUUGGUAGAAGAUGAGUAUUCUGAAUCAUGCCUUUGUGGCUAAUCUUUAGAUACAGAGCAGGACUUGGCCAUUUUAAAAGAUGAAAUGUGGCAAUUCCAUAGCCAAAGCCACUUGACAAGACACAUUGUAGAGAAGAAAUCUCUAGUUGGACUGAAUGAGGUUACAAUGUUAACUUUUCUUGUAAAUGCAUAUCAUGGUCCUAUUCCAAUAGUGCAGCACAGCUGAUGGGUCAUUGUAUGUAUUGACCUUAGAAAAUUAUACUUCAAGAAUAAUGUGAAGAAUUGUGAUUAAAAUUAUAGCAGGGCACAGGCAGUAAUAUGGGUUGAUAAAUCAACUUUAAAUCGCACAACAUAAGAUAAAGGUCGUGUAAUCUGAAUGUCUACAGUGAAAUUUUUGAGGUUACUGUAAUACAUGGUCAUCAAUCUUGUUGCAGUUAACAUUUUACUUUAGAUGGGUCUUUAUUUAGAAAUUGUUUACAGGUGAUUAGUAGAUCUAAAUAUUGCAUAAAGAUGAACAAUGCAUAUGUCACAUUUAUCUAAUCUGAUUAAUCUUUGUUGCAAGUGUAAAACAUUUAAAAAAAAAAAAAAAAAAACUGUGACUCAUGCCUUCAUAAGAUACAUUAAAUGUAGUGUUUGGGGCUGUCUGUAAAGGACCCAACAUGGAAGCUUUAACACAUUACACCCCUGGUUCUUGCACAGGGAGGAGACAGAUGUGGGUAAGGUGCUACAAGACAGGUGGCACAUGAUGCAAAAUUUAUCCUUGUUUUGAUAGCAAUAAAUGUUCAGAAGUUAAUUAUAGCCUAUGGAGGUGUUGUCUGACCUGCUUUAUAUAUAAAAUGUUUGAAAAAUUCUUUGCCUGUUGAAUGUGGAAGCCUGCCCAGAUAUGGUUUGUGAGAGAAAUGGCCGAGUUAAGGUGAUAUUGAGUUAAUGAGACGGGGGUCAUUUUAAAAUGGCACAUUUCUUUGAGCCAAUAUUUUUCUGUACUAAGAAUGUUUGAAAUGGACUUGGAUGUCAGUGCUUCGAUAAGUGUGUGUAUGUUCCAUGUUAAAAAUGGGAAGGAUUUGUAAUGGCACGCAACUUUUGCUUUUACUUGUCGAGGGUACUAAGACUAGAUGUUGUACAGUUUAGUAUGUAGGCCUGGUUGUUACAGACUGCAGCUCAGGGGCAGAACUAAUCUUUGCACUUUUAGCAAUGUCUGCACAUAAACAUCCUAAUAGUACUCAGUUAUAAGUAGUUUAUUUUUAUAUGGUUUUGGCUGUUACAGAACAAGGAGCAAUCUGCUGCUAUGUCAUUUGUGCAGCUUGAAUUAAUAAAGUCAGAGUUUAUUUACUAAUUGCAAGGUAAAGUAUGAGGUGUGUGUGGCAUCCACACCAUACAAGCUUUCCUGUAUGUACCCAAGGUGGCUGUAUCUAAAAACAGCAGUUUGAUUUGCAAACAUUUUUUAUAUCCAAACAUCUGUAUUAAAAAUGUUCUUGAAUGUUGAGUUGCAGUGUUGUC
Messenger RNA from Scleropages formosus (Asian bonytongue), 3723 nucleotides. RefSeq names its product nudE neurodevelopment protein 1 (gene nde1). The record is from RefSeq and is a predicted model, not a curated record. Gene Ontology annotation, molecular function: microtubule binding. Gene Ontology annotation, biological process: cell migration; centrosome localization; vesicle transport along microtubule. Lineage: Eukaryota; Metazoa; Chordata; Actinopteri; Osteoglossiformes; Osteoglossidae. Bases 234 to 1262 code for a protein of 342 amino acids. Gene Ontology annotation, cellular component: kinetochore; kinesin complex; centrosome. The transcript is spliced from 10 exons.